CAAAGGUCUUUUCCAGCCUAGGGAUUCUAUGAUUCUCUGUGGUCCCAUCCCUUGCCCCACGUGGCUGCCACGGGAGCACCGCUCCCCGGGUGGAAAAGUCAGCCAAAGGAGGAAAACACAGGACUGCAGGGUGUGCCGGGCUGCUGCUGCGCCCCGCAGCUCUCUGACUCAUUUUGCUCUGAAAAACACAAGUUCUUCCUUAAGCCUGGGCCCAGUGCUUCCCACGUCCUUCCACGGAGGCAGCCCGGCAUGGGGUGCAUGCAGGGGACCAGCUCCCUGCUUCGGACGUGUUUGCGCGGGUUGCACCGAGCGCGCCCAGCUCGGGGCUCCUGUCCAAGGGCUCUUUGCAAAUCAGGGCUUCUGCACCCCUCGACGUGCCUUUGGGAAGAGCUUGCGCCGCUUCCUUGGCUGCACCGAGAUAAGAGACAUUAUUUUCGUUCUCUCCCAUCAUCGCCCUCAUUUGUGUUUAUAUCAGGCGUGUGGCGUGGGUAGGAAAAGGCAGAGCUUUGUACCAGGCUGCCCUUUAUUUCUGGAGCAUGCAAAUAGCCAACAGCAGCUCUGUCCUCUCUCCCUGCCCUCCAGCAGGACCCUGAGGCUCUGGGGGCCACCACAGAGUUCGGGUCCCCUUUCCACCAUGGAGCAGUGCAGGAACGCCGAGGGGAUCGCAUUGGGCUGCAGCCUCUGUGCAGCUCGGAGGCAGCAUGCCUGUAGCACCACAGCUGGGAAAAAGCUCCUGAUUUAAGUCUAAUAUUUAACUAAAGGCAUUUCCAAUUUUAUUUUGUGUUGGCUUUAUUGCUCUUUUGCCUCGUUAAUUUUUUUCCCUCCUGUUUAACCACCUCCCAGCCACCUCCCUCUCUCCGGGCACUCCCUGCACACGGUGGCCCACGGCGUUUUGCACUGGAGCUGCUUGGCCACACAGACAGAGCGGAGGUGGAGGUGGGGCACGGAGAAGCAGCACUGCCAAAGACAUCGGUGGGCAGCCUCUCUCACCCACCUCGAGCCCAGGCAGCAGCACUUUGUCCGUUCCAGGGCAGCCCCAUCCCCAACCCAUUGCUUCCCCAGUGGGGUGUGACAUGCGGCCAGGCGGGGUGUGAGGCACUGCUGGGGCUCAUCCCCAGGGAAGCCAAGCCAGAAACAUCCCACGGAGCCAGAGCCCCAACCUGCACGAUGCUGAGCCUCAAGUUACCCCGGCUGCUCAGCAUCAACCAAGUGCCUAAGGGGUACCGGGAGCAGGGGAUCCUCUUUGGGUAUCGCCCCCCCCGCAGCUCAGCAGCAGACUGCCUCCUCAGUGUCUUCCAAAUGACGAAUGAGACCCUGAAUAUCUGGACACAUUUUGUACCUGCCUGGUAUUUCGUGUGGACUUUGGUGGGGCGGCUGCGGGGGCCGGGGGGCCCAGAGGACCCCCACGCUUGGCCGCUCCUCGCCUACCUGCUGACCUGCUGCAUCUACCCUCUGGCCUCCAGCUGCGCCCACACCUUCAGCACCAUGUCCACCCGUGCCCGGCACAUCUGCUACUUCUUUGACUAUGCGGCUCUCAGCAUGUACAGCCUGGGGUCUGCGCUGGCGUACUCGGCGUACAUUUUCCCAGCAGAAUGGGUCAACAGCACCUUCCACCACUGCUACGUCCCCAUUGCAGUGUUCAACACCAUCAUUAGCACCAGCCUGUCCUGCUAUUCCAGGUUUCUGGAGGUGGAGAGGCCCCGGUUCAGCAAGGCUUACCGCACGCUGGCCUUUGUGUACCCGUACCUCUUCGACAGUAUCCCUCUCUUUUACCGGUUCUACCUGUGCGCAGCAGAAAGCUGCACGGAGGCUGCCAUCCUGGUCCACUACAAGCACACCGUCUUUGCCUUCCUCACAUGCUUCAUCUUCGCCAGCCAUCUGCCAGAGAGACUUGCGCCGGGACACUUUGACUACAUCGGGCACAGCCACCAAGUGUUCCAUGUGUGUGGGAUCAUCGGCACGUACUUCCAGAUGGAGGCCAUCAUGAUGGACAUGGCUGAGCGCCACGACCGGCUCCUGCCCACCUCGCUGCCUCCCUCCUCCCUGCAGACCCUCACGUUAAUGGGCAUCGGCGUGGCCGUGAGCCUGGCUGUCAUUGGGCUCUGCUCCACGUCCCUGCGCUUCGUGCCGGAGCCUCCACAGAGAGAAAAGCCACACGGCCAUUAGGCUUCGGGUCUAGGUAGUAUUUAUGCUGCUCUGAGGGACAGACCCUAAAUAAGGGUAUGGGAUGGAUGAGGAGGAAUUUAUUCACCUAUGCUCUCUGAGAAAGCCUUUAUUUCAAUUAUUCUCAAGAGCGAAACAUCUUGCACUGGUUUUUGUACAUAGAGCUUUAAAGCUGGGAACAGAUUAUGGGAUGCUUUUAAUCAAGUUGCUAUUUCACCACAAGGAAUAUUUAAAAUAACCUUAACUUUUGUUUCUGUCAAAGGGAGAGAAGUGCUAAUACUUCCCAGAGCAAUAGGCAUUCAUCAGGUCUGCCUUACGGGGGAGUCGGGGGAGCAAGUGACCAUGGCUAACGCUGGUCACCUGGUGGCAUGGAUGUCCUUGUCAUCGGUUUAGACUAACAGCCAAGAUUCCUUGGCAAAGGCAUGAGUAAAGUCUCUCCCGGGGGCUCCCGAACUAAGGUUUUCACCUUGAAAGUGGCAUUAUUUAGAGGAUUAAACCCUCAAAUAUCCUUGUUCCACAGCCUUAAACUAAACCCAAGUGCCUGACCGAUGUGGGAUUGAGGGAGACUAGUGUGCCUACGUUUUAAUUUCAGCUAUUUUUAAUCAUUACCCAGAAAGAGUUAUCCUAGAAGAAUUCCCCAUGGGACGUUCCUCCAGAAUAGCUUCUUUUUGGGUCCGGUACUGGUGGAUUGGGAAGUCCUGGGACACAAAUUCCCCUGGGAGAGCUGAGCUGCCACCUGCGUGGGCGAUGAGGCUGCCCGGCGGCUGGCACAGCACCGAGCCCAGAGCCCAGGAGGCACCGGCCACCCCUCCGUGUACCAGGCACCUCCAUCCUGUACCCCCAGCGGGGGCCCUGCUCCAACCUCAUUUGUGGCACCGAACAUAAGCAGGGGAAGGAAUACCUGCACCCUCAAAGGGAUGACAUGGGCCUCCCUACAGGCCCUGUUUUGUGCCAAGUGUUUAACACAGACGUGAAGCUGCGCUGCUCUGAAAAGGUGUUUGACACCUUGCUGAGGGCGACGGCUGAGGAAUUUGGGGCUGCCAGGUUGAGGCAUCCUCUCCCUGGUUUGUGAAGGCAGGAUACUUGGAUUGAUGGCUCUUUGGUCUGAGGGUGUGCCUGAUGGCAAUGCCACCUCCUCUCUAGUUACUGGUCCCACAGAAGAAUGUUUGAGUAGGAUGGUGGUAUCUGGGGAGAAUAAAGCAUCUGCUGAACAAGGAGUGGAGUCUGUAGACUCGAGUGUUGCUGAGAGCUAGAGUGUAGAGACAUGAGCAUUGCCGGGACAAAGGCAGGAGUAACCUUAGGGGGUCAAAACCUGUCAUUUUAAAGCAAUUCCAGAGCUGGACCUCUGCUCGCCCAGCAAUAGCCGUGCUCUCACUGGGCCUCCUUGCUUUCCUUUGCUGCUGCACUUGGAUUUUCCAGACAGAAGCAAAAAGCCUUGGAGGGCUCAGCGAGUGGGAGGCCGCAGGAGAAAGCUUAGCCAGGGUCUCCGAUGACAGAUCAUCAUCUUGGAUUUACCUAGCACUGUGCAGGAGGUGUGGGAACACAGGCUGCCAACAGUACUGCUAGGGGAUGGUAUCGAGCUUCCUGAUAAUCAUACGGGUGUGUAAUUUGUUUUGUGUCUAAUUACCUCUAUCAAGGUAUAAUUGAUGCACUUUUGAGUGACAAUACAAUAGCUCGUUAAAUAUACUGUGGGACUAAGAAUUCUUCUGAAAAACAGCUUUCUAUCAAAAGCUGACCAAGAUUUAUAUUAAUAUUUAUAAGCACUGGAAGAUAAUUGUUUAUUCAACAGUUUUAUUUCAUUAAAAGAAAAAACUAAUAUAUCUAUCACACUAUGUGCUAACCUGAUUUGUAUAGUUUCAUAAAAAUACCAUCCAUGGAAAUUAAUCACUCCAGAGAUAAUUGCUAAUAAUUGCAAAGUUUAUUUACCUUGUGCUCUCAUGUGACUGGAAAGGAAUC
This is a messenger RNA of Cuculus canorus (common cuckoo), 4119 nucleotides long. RefSeq names its product progestin and adipoQ receptor family member 5 (gene PAQR5). The coding region runs from base 1168 to 2166 and encodes 332 amino acids. Lineage: Eukaryota; Metazoa; Chordata; Aves; Cuculiformes; Cuculidae. The transcript is spliced from 9 exons. The record is from RefSeq and is a predicted model, not a curated record. Gene Ontology annotation, cellular component: membrane. Gene Ontology annotation, molecular function: signaling receptor activity.